Messenger RNA from Arachis stenosperma, 776 nucleotides. Its product is annotated as probable calcium-binding protein CML15. Gene Ontology annotation, molecular function: calcium ion binding; enzyme regulator activity. Lineage: Eukaryota; Viridiplantae; Streptophyta; Magnoliopsida; Fabales; Fabaceae. The transcript has a single exon. The record is from RefSeq and is a predicted model, not a curated record. The coding region runs from base 128 to 631 and encodes 167 amino acids.
UUCAUAAACAAAUUAUUAAUAAACCCUACACAAACAUACAUUACACCAUUAUUAUUAAUAUUUUCUUCUUCUCCUUCUUCAUCUUCUUCUUUACCUUUGAUUAUUAGAUACUAUAUCAUACACAAAUAUGUCACACCAAAAUAGUAACAAUAACGAUCAAAUAAAGCAACUAAAUGACAUAUUCAAUCGCUUUGACAUGGACUCGGACGGCAGUCUUACUCACUUGGAGCUCGCCGCCCUGCUCAGAUCCCUUGGAGUCAAGCCAUCAGGCGACGAGCUCCAUGCCUUAUUAUCUAAGAUGGAUAAGAAUGGAAAUGGAUACGUCGAGUUUGACGAACUUGUCCAUGUCCUAAUUCCUCGUGAGGAUAAUCACAGCCACAGUAAUAUUUUUCUCAAUCAAGAACAACUUUUGGAUGUCUUUAGAGUGUUUGAUCGCGACGGUAAUGGAUUCAUUACCGCCGCAGAGCUGGCCGGAUCCAUGGCCAGAAUGGGACAGCCGCUCACGUACCGUGAGCUAGCCGCCAUGAUGGCUCAAGCCGACAGCAAUGGCGACGGUGUUAUAAGUUUUGAAGAGUUUGUUAAUAUUUUGGCAAAAUCUGCUGCUGAUUUUCUUGGUAUUAAGGUGGCGUAGAUCUUAAUUAAUUACAUAUUAGAGGUUUGAUCUUGUUUCACUUUUCUUACUUUUGUUUAACUCCAAAUUAAUUAGUGAAUUGUUAUUCAGAUCCGAAUGUAAUAAUUAACUUGUGAUUAUAUUAUUUAUUCCAUUUCUAACUUAA